AUGACAUCGGCUGAGGCUGUGACGGAUAUACAAGAUGCCUUCAACGCUGGAUUUGAUGGUUUUGCUCUCAACACUCACACAAUCAGUUCGUCGGAUUCUUGGAACACUGAUGCUCUAGACUACCUGUUUGCCGCUGCGUCUGGAACCAGCUUCAAAUUGUUCAUCUCCUUUGACAUGAGCUGGGGCCUCGACGUCUCACAGCUUGCUGCAUUUCUAGCACCGUACGCCUCCCAAAGCGCAUACUACAAAGUCAAUGGCCAGGCAUUUGUUAGUACCUAUACCGGAGGUACAAUCUCCAAUUCCCAGUGGGACUCUGGAUUCAUUCAGCCGCUUAUCUCAACCUAUGGAAUUAUUCCAUUCUUUGUGCCCGACUUUGACGACUUCUCCGGAUAUCCGACUGGGGUUUUUAGCUCCUAUCCAAUCCUGAAUGGAGUUUUUAGCUGGGAGAGUGCUUGGCCAUCUCCAGGCAAUACGCCAGCCAAUGUUAGUGAUAGUAUUGACUCAGCGGCGCUCCAGGAAGCACGUGCGGCUGGAAAGAUCUAUAUGAUGCCUCUAUCCUCUUACCAGUUCAAGUACCUCGGAAUUGGCCAAGACUGGUACCGUAUCGGAGAAGUCAACCUGCCCGAGCGCAUGGGCCAGAUUCUGCAGCUGCAGCCUGACUUCGUGGAGGUCAUUACCUGGAACGACGCUGGCGAGAGUCAUUAUGUCGGCGACUUCUGGCCAGAGCAAAUUGCUGGCAGUACUAUUGGCGAUUACGCCAACGGAUUCGACCACAAAGGGUGGCUGGAAGUCAUCACCCCAUUCAUCAAGGCAUACAAGGUCGGGGCUACAAGCAUUUCCGAUAUUGCAACUCCCAGCGGCAGUCCAGUGGGUGCGUUUUGGUACCGCACCUUGUUGACAAGUGCGAGUUGCUCUUCUUCUAUCGCCAAUUACCAGUCGGCGCGGGAUACCGUCAACUUUGCAGUCAUUCUUCCUUCAACGGGCUAUACGAUCGAACUGUACAGCAACAAUAACCUCAUUGGCAGCUUUGCCGGCCAGAAAGGCUUGAAUUACAACAGUGUGCUCGGCCUGGCUGCUGGUGGUGGGCAAAUGAUCCAGAUUGUGGAUGGCGCUAAUAACGUGGUUGCAUCAGCUACUGGAACCAAGAUCGUUUUGACACAGAGCCCGAACGCUACCUGCAACUGGAAUUACGAGGUUGUGGGCUUGUCUUGA
This is a messenger RNA of Penicillium daleae, 1212 nucleotides long. RefSeq names its product glycoside hydrolase family 71 protein. The transcript has 2 exons. The coding region runs from base 1 to 1212 and encodes 403 amino acids. The record is from RefSeq and is a predicted model, not a curated record. Lineage: Eukaryota; Fungi; Ascomycota; Eurotiomycetes; Eurotiales; Aspergillaceae. Gene Ontology annotation, molecular function: glucan endo-1,3-alpha-glucosidase activity.